AUGGCCACGGGCUCGCCUCAAGACAUCGCAAUAACAGAGGGCCAAACACCACCGCCAAUGCCCUCAGAAGAACCCAAGUACGGCGGCUUCACAAGGUUUGAGAUUGAGAUCGAGUUCGUCCAAUCUCUUGCCUCUCCACAAUAUCUCAAUUAUCUGGCCUCCCAAAAGUACUUCGAGAAUCCAGCCUUCAUCGCGUACCUCUCAUACCUACAAUACUGGUCGCAUCCUCCUUACACCAAAUACCUGACCUAUCCCGGGCCUGCACUCAAGAAUCUAGAGCUCUUGCAGCAGGAGAGAUUUAGAGCGGAUAUACUGAGCCCGGAUAAGAUGAAUGAAUUGAUAGAGGAGGGCAUGAAGAGCGGCAUGGAAGGACCUCGUAGUUGA
This is a messenger RNA of Hyaloscypha bicolor E, 384 nucleotides long. RefSeq names its product SOH1-domain-containing protein. Gene Ontology annotation, molecular function: transcription coregulator activity. The record is from RefSeq and is a predicted model, not a curated record. The coding region runs from base 1 to 384 and encodes 127 amino acids. Gene Ontology annotation, biological process: regulation of transcription by RNA polymerase II. The transcript is spliced from 2 exons. Gene Ontology annotation, cellular component: core mediator complex; mediator complex. Lineage: Eukaryota; Fungi; Ascomycota; Leotiomycetes; Helotiales; Hyaloscyphaceae.